Molecule: messenger RNA, 450 nt
Organism: Striga hermonthica
Lineage: Eukaryota; Viridiplantae; Streptophyta; Magnoliopsida; Lamiales; Orobanchaceae
Source: the annotation of a GenBank genome assembly
AUGGAUCACGCAGCUGCUGCCGAAGAGAGAUUGGUGCACGAGAGGCUGAGGCAGAAGCUCAAUGAGGUCAACGCCGCCGCCCAAUCGCACCUCGCCGGUGUAAAAGACCAUAUCAAUUUCACCCUGCAGCAAGCGUAUUUCAAGUGUGCGUAUGAGUGUUUCGAUCGGAGGAAGAACCAGAACGAGAUAGACAACUGUGUGGAGCAUUGCAGUGUGCCCGUGUUGAAAGCCCAGAAUCUUGUCGAAAACGAAAUGGCUAAAUUUCAGGAAAAACUAAGAAGGUCUCUCACAGUUUGCCAAGACAAAUAUGAAUCAGCCAAGCUCCAGCCGAAUAGCAACUAUUCCAUGAAGGAUUUGGAGUCGUGCGUUGAACUUUCUGUUCAGGACAGCAUUAAUAUGAUGCCACAUGUUGCUGGAAAAUUGAAGGCAUAUUUGGCACUCGAAGAUUAG